AAUUUGUCUUCCCGAAAUGAGGAGCAUAGUCCGGUUAAUGAAGCGUUUGAAGAUCAAGCACUGGGCCCUGGUUCUACUUGUAUUGAUAUUGACGCUACACUAUGGCGGGGUUCUGUUGUUUAUGAGGGAGAAAAGCUUUAAGGAAUUCCAGUACCCACUAGUUGGAGAUGUGUCAAGAUAUGUUGGAGAAAUGAAGAGAGGAGAGAUCCCGUCUAAGAACCCAGUUUAUAAUCAUGAUUAUUAUAUAUCUAAACAUCCUAAACAUAAAUGUUUAACAGAAGAUGAAAAACAGUAUCAUUCACUCAGGGUUCUCUACCUUGUGAAGUCUGCUGUAGGACACUUUGACCGGCGUGAGGUGAUCCGGAAGACCUGGGGUAUGGAGAAGAGGUUUGCUGACGUACCAAUACGAACAGUUUUUCUUUUAGGGUCAGUGCCCGAUGACCUGACUAUGCAAGGAAAAGUAGAAAAUGAAUUCCAACAGUUUAAAGAUUUAGUUCAAGGAAGCUUCGAGGAUAACUACUACAAUAAUUCAUUAAAGGCAGCCAUGGGUCUUCGAUGGGCCGUAGAUCAUUGUUCAAGGUCCCGGUUCUACGUAUUUGUGGAUGACGACUACUAUGUGUCCACCAGGAACCUGCUGAGGUUCCUCAGGAACCCUCUCAACUAUCCUGGAUACCUAGAGGAGGAUGUGAUAUCAUUUGACGAGGACACAAAUAUGUUCCCGAGGAAGGGACGGAAACAUCGUGAUACUGCUGAGGUUCUCAACAAUCCAGAUAACGUUGUCCUUGAACAUAUUCUUGCAGAACCUGGAGACACAUUUAUAAAUAAAACCAAAGUGGUUGGAAUUGAACACAAGAACGGAGAAUUCUUCAAGGCGGGAGUAGAGAAACAGGAAGGAGGGAAACCGGAUGUAGAGAGUGGAACAGAAAUGUUUGAUGAAGAAGUUGGUCCAGCGAGAAAACUGAAUCAACUCAUUGAUUUUGAUUUGCCCGAGGAUGUAAAGCUGUUUGCUGGAUAUGUAUUCCCUGAUUCUCGCCCUCAUCGUCAUAGAAUAUCUAAAUGGUUUGUACCUCUGGAAGAAUAUCCCUACAACCGCUGGCCUGCUUAUGUUACUGCAGGAGCGUAUGUACUGUCCCGGGAAGGAUUAGUAGACAUGUACUACACUAGUUACUUCACUAAGCUGUUUAGGUUUGAUGAUAUCUGGUUGGGCCUGAUAGCUCAAAAAGCAAGUAUAGAACCUCUUCACAGUUCAGAGUUUUACUUCCACAGAAAGGUGUACUCCGUCCGCAACUACAAGUAUGUUGUGGCCAGCCAUGGGUUCUCCGACUCCAGGGAGCUCUUCAGGGUCUGGAACCAGCAGAGAGAGGCCGGAAAUGCCUGAUUUUUUUAAACAUAUUUUUUUAAUGAUUUUUUUCAGA
Eurytemora carolleeae is the source of this 1415-nucleotide messenger RNA. RefSeq names its product beta-1,3-galactosyltransferase brn. Gene Ontology annotation, cellular component: membrane. The record is from RefSeq and is a predicted model, not a curated record. Gene Ontology annotation, molecular function: hexosyltransferase activity; UDP-glycosyltransferase activity. The transcript is spliced from 12 exons. Lineage: Eukaryota; Metazoa; Arthropoda; Copepoda; Calanoida; Temoridae. Bases 17 to 1378 code for a protein of 453 amino acids.